Paramecium sonneborni is the source of this 1644-nucleotide messenger RNA. The record is from the annotation of a GenBank genome assembly. NCBI's taxonomy places the organism in Eukaryota, Ciliophora, Oligohymenophorea, Peniculida, Parameciidae.
AUGUUUCGUUGCUAAAUGAUAGAAAAUAUAGAAAGUAUUUUAUGUUUUCAUUAACAUUAAUAACCAAUUUUAGUCUUAAAGAAUAAGUAAUUAAGAAAAGAUUAAAGGUUGGUUUGUUAAAUUUGUAUUGAAAAUGCUAAAGAAGAAGAAACAUUAAAUAUUCAAGCUAUUCCAUUUCGAAAAGCAAUUGAAUAUGUAAAUCAAAUUUAAGAAAAAUUAUAAGAAUAGAAAAUUAAUAAAAUUUAACCAUAUUUAUAAGAAAUUCAUAAUUUUGAACUAAAAUUAAACGAAAUAUAAUCAAGCAUCUCAAUAGCAAUUUCUAAAUUAAUUGAAAUAACAAAAGAUUGGAAAAAAUAAUUGAUCUAAGCUAGAAAAAACUAUGAUUCUUAUAGUUUUAUUGAGGAAAUUGAUAUUGUAAGUAAAUCUUCUGAUUCAAUUCUAAAAGAAGAAGAAGAAGAAAUAAAUAAAUAUAUUGAACAGUUAAAUGAAAAUUAUUCUGGCAAAAUUGAUGCUGAUUUUAUAAAUUUAACUAAUUUAGUAAUCAACAGCAAAAAUAAGAUAAAUCUGCUUAAUAUAAAAAAUUAAAAGAAAAAAAAUAUUGCAGUAAUAGAAUAAGAAAAAAAUGAUAAUAUUCAACCUAAUUAAAAAAAUAUAGAAUACCUUAAAUUAGUAUCUUAUGAAGAAAUUUGCAAUGUUAAUUACACUAAUUUUUGCAGUUGCUUAUCAUUUAAUUAUCUUGGUGAUUUAUUAUUUGUAUCAUAAGAUAAAGAAAUAGCUAUUUGGGAGAUUAAUAAAUAAAAUUAAUUGAAUUAGUUAAGUAUAUAAUCUUUAAAGGUUUAAAAACAUGAAAAAGAAAUAAGAUGUUUGAUAAGUAGUAAAUAAAUGAAUUAAUUUUUUACUGGAGGUUAUGAUUCAUAAAUAAUUUGUUGGAAGGAAAUGGAAGAUAAAUAAUGGAUGAUUUCAUCUUAUAAAAAGCAUUAAGAAAUAGUUACUUGUUUGCUGCUUAAUUAAUAAGAAAAUUAAUUAAUCUCAAGUAGUUUUGAUCAUUAGAUUAUAAUUUGGAAAUUAAAUUGUAAAAGUAAUAAGCUUGAUUAUCAAUAUUCACUCUAAAAUCACACAGAUUGUGUUUAUAGUAUAAGUCUAAAUCAAUCUUAAUCUGAAUUAGUAUCAAGUGGUUCAGAUAAUUUAAUAAUAAUUUGGUUUUUAGAUCAAAAUUAAAUCUGGUAGAUUAAAUAAAUAAUUGAAAAUAAAAAUAAAACAAAAGGUUAAAGAAUCAACUUUUUUGGAGAUGAAACACUAAUCUAGAUAGAGAAUUCAUAUGGAAUUUGUUAAGUUUAUGAAAAAUAUAAGGAUAUUUAUGUUGAAAAAUCGGAAAAAAAUAUAUAAUUAAAUUCUCAUAAACAAUUAGAUUUAGAUAAUGUGGUAGCAAUUUAUAAUAAACAUGCAUAAUUAUUAAUAGUAAAAUAUUGUAAAUACAUUUACUUCAUAUAAAAAUAAGAUGAUCAAACAUUCCGAAAGGUAUAUAAACCAAUAGAGUUUCAAGAUGAUUUCAAUUAUUUUGGAAUUUCAAAUGAUGCAAGACUUCUAAUAACUUGGGAUUCAGUGUCUAAAAAAUUAAAAUGCUAUAAAAUAAAUUAUGAGUGA